AUGGCGGCUGGAACAUGGCGAGACGGUGCAAGGUUUUGCGAGAUCGCCAAUGAAGCGGAGAAGAAAUCCAAGGCUGGCGAAGCCGGAAAGCUUUUUGGGCGGCUCCUCACCCCAGAGGUGGUGGAAGAGCUGCAUGCUGCAUUCAUUUGGGCAGAGGACGGAGCCAUGGAUCCGUUGGAUGGCUGGAAGCGGUUUUGCAGCAUGCUACAGGAAACCGAGAAGAUCCGAGGUGCCAUAGACGCGCCAUUGAGAGACACAGGAGAGAGGGCCACUCACCGGGCGGCCGAGACGGGCAAGCUGCAGAAUUUGAAGUGGCUUCUGGACAACAGAGCAGACAUCAACGCGACGACGGCUCCCGCUUUGGAGCUGUCUCCCGCCGGGGAUGUGUCCCUGGGCCUCACACCGGUGCUGGUGGCAGCGAGCUUCGGCCAGACCAAGGCCCUGGAGCUGCUGGCGUCCCUGGGGGCGGACCUGAACCUGGCGCGCGCGGACGGCGCCACGGCGCUGGACUUGGCGGCGGACAAGGACCACGCGGAGACGGUGUCCUGGUUGGAGCAGAACGGAGCCGUUCGCGGGCUGACGUGA
Messenger RNA from Effrenium voratum, 585 nucleotides. The record is from the annotation of a GenBank genome assembly. Lineage: Eukaryota; Dinophyceae; Suessiales; Symbiodiniaceae.